Molecule: messenger RNA, 690 nt
Organism: Aspergillus melleus
Lineage: Eukaryota; Fungi; Ascomycota; Eurotiomycetes; Eurotiales; Aspergillaceae
Exons: 5
Coding region: 1-690 (229 amino acids)
Source: RefSeq, a predicted model, not a curated record
AUGGGUUCUUUACUUCAAGAUACUACUCUGAUGCGUUUCCAGGGGACAAACAUCCAUGUCGAGGGAACCUCGUAUCUGUUGACACGGCUCAUUUCCGAGAAAGUCAACGUGUAUGACAACGAGCGCAUUGGUGUUUUCUAUGCUCAACGUGAGAGUGACAUGCUUGACACCGUCAUCAAAAUGCACAUCCAACGGCAUCCCUUGAACAUCCCAUACCCAGACGAGAGAGAAGGAAUCGCUAGGGUGGCCAAGGCAAGAAGAAGGGGAUUCAACGAACAAGUGCAAGCCCUCAAGGACUGCAGUGAUACCUCGCCGGUCCGAACGCCCAUUGUCUUGGGACACGAGUGCAGAGUCCAAGGCCCCGACUUUGAGUACAAGGAUGGAUACGUCAACCUGAUCGCAAUGACCAUGCUCCCUGGGCGCUGCCUACUCGACUACCGUGAUCUCAGCGACGUCGAAAUCUAUCAUGUGAAGAACAAGCUGAUCGAAAUUUGCGAAAACCUGCGCAUCCGUGGUUGGGAAUACGCCCAGGCCUACUCGGAGGAUGUUCUGUACGACAGGGAAACCAAAGCAAUCUACCUUGUCGGUUUCGCGCACGUUGUCAAAGAUGACCCCUCCGAGAUAAAGCCUAUCGAUACUGAGUCGCUGGUGAUUUGGGAAUUCGGACUGAAUGUUUGGCGAUUCGACUGA